Messenger RNA from Glycine soja, 3017 nucleotides. Its product is annotated as isoamylase 2, chloroplastic-like. The coding region runs from base 166 to 2766 and encodes 866 amino acids. NCBI's taxonomy places the organism in Eukaryota, Viridiplantae, Streptophyta, Magnoliopsida, Fabales, Fabaceae. Gene Ontology annotation, molecular function: isoamylase activity. Gene Ontology annotation, biological process: starch biosynthetic process. The record is from RefSeq and is a predicted model, not a curated record. The transcript has a single exon.
GUUCUUUCUUUCAGUUACUCUUCACUCUCAUAUCGAAACAUCAUAAGUUUCCAUCACUCAAACCUUAACUAUAAUACAUGUAAUGUCUGUUCCAAAUCCAAAAAAUGCAAUGCUCUAAUUAGCAACCACCGAAUCUCCUUCCUCAGAUUCAGCUUCAUCUUCUCAAUGACAAGUCUCGCGCCACGCUUCUCAUUCUCAGUGAUUCCUGGGAGUCACCACAGCAAACCCAAAUUCUCUUGUUUUCACGAACCCUUUAUCCAAAGGAAGCACCUUUGGCCCAAACUUGGAUUGCAAAACCCCAUUUCCCCCUUUUCUCGGAACCCCACUUCUUCAAAAUUGUGUGCCACGUCACGCUUGUCCAUUGAGGAAACGGAGCAGCAACUUGGAACCUUGAGCCGACCCGAAUACCUAAAAGGUUCAUCGGCGUAUUUGUUUAGGACUGAAACUGGUGGCGGGUUGGUGAAAGUUUAUGUCACAAAGAGAAAAGAUAGGUAUUUUGUUUACACUGAGAUUUCAUCGUUGGAUAUAAGUGGUAGUGUUGGUGAAACGCUUUUGUUGUGUUGGGGUGUGUAUAGAAGUGAUUCAUCGUGUUUUGUGGAUCUGGAUACGAUAGGUUUGAGAGAAAAUGCGGCGACGGGGAUGAAUGUUAGUCCCUUGGUGCAAAAUUCUGAUGGAAACUUUGCAGUUGAAUUGGAAUUUGAUGCAAAGCAUGUUCCUUUGUACUUGUCGUUUUUCUUGAUGUCGUCUUUGGAUGCAGGGAUGGAGAUUAGAAGCCAUAGGGGAACGAAUUUUUGCGUGCCGGUUGGGUUGCUUCCGGGGUACCCGGGUCCUUUGGGGCUCUUUUGUUCUCCUGAUGGGUCUGUGAAUUUUGCUAUUUUCUCGAGACGUGCUGAGAGUGUGGUUUUAUGCUUGUAUGAUGAGAAUGACAUGGAGAAGCCUGCUUUGGAGCUUGAUUUGGAUCCUUAUGUGAAUAGGACAGGUGAUAUCUGGCAUGUCUCGUUUGAGAGUGCCAAGGGUUUCAUGAGCUAUGGUUAUAGCUGCAGAGGGGGUGUUCUUAAGAGGAACAAGGAUGAUGGUUUUGCUGAGCACGUUGUUUUGGAUCCGUAUGCUAAGAUUGUUGGGAAUUCUUAUCCUGAUGGUGUUGGAUUUGUGAAGAAUCUUGGAUGGUUGGGGAAGGAACCUGAUUUUGAUUGGGGUGGUGAUUGUCAUCUGGAUUUGUCCAUGGAGAAACUGGUGGUUUAUAGGUUGAAUGUGAAGCGCUUUACGCAGCACGAGUCCAGCCAACUUCCGAGUGGUUUAGCUGGGACCUUUACUGGUUUGGCUAAGAAGGUUCAGCAUUUUAAAGAUCUAGGAGUGAAUGCCAUUCUUCUGGAGCCGGUUUUCACAUUUGACGAGAAAAAGGGACCAUAUUUUCCUAGCCACUUUUUUUCUCUGAUGCACAUUUAUGGGCCAUCUGGUGGUCCUGUAUCUGCUAUUGCCUCUAUGAAAGAGAUGGUUAAAACUAUGCAUGCCAAUGGGAUAGAAGUUCUUGUGGAAGUUGUUUUCUCCAAUACCGCUGAGAUUGGUGCUCUACAGGGAAUUGACGACUCAACCUACUAUUAUGCAAAUGGAGUUGGUGGUUUGAAGGGGCAGAGUGCUCUGAACUGUAACUAUCCUAUAGUGCAAAGUUUGAUUCUGGAUAGUCUUCGGCAUUGGGUGACUGAGUUUCACAUUGAUGGCUUCUCUUUCUUAAAUGCUUCACACCUUCUGAGAGGAUUUCAUGGGGAGUACUUGACUAGACCUCCAUUAGUUGAAGCUAUAGCUUUUGACCCAGUACUCUCCAAGACUAAAAUCAUUGCAGAUUGUUGGGAUCCCCAUGGCAUGGUAGCAAAGGAAAUUCGCUUUCCUCAUUGGAUGAGAUGGGCUGAAAUAAAUACAAAUUUUUGUAACGAUGUGAGGAACUUUUUAAGGGGUGAAAAUCUUCUUAGCAACCUUGCAACAAGACUUUGCGGGAGUGGGGACAUAUUUUCUGGUGGAAGAGGUCCCGCAUUCUCUUUUAAUUACAUUGCCAGAAAUUUUGGAGUUUCUCUUGUGGACUUGGUUAGCUUCAGCAGUACAGAUGAAUUAAGUUGGAAUUGUGGAGAAGAAGGACCUACAAACAACACUGCUAUUCUUGAAAGACGACUCAAGCAAAUCCGUAAUUUCCUCUUCAUCUUGUUUGUGUCAUUAGGAGUACCUGUUCUGAACAUGGGAGAUGAAUGUGGCCAGUCUUCUGGUGGUUUUACUGCAUAUGAUGGUAUAAAGCCUUUCAGUUGGAGUUCUUUGAAAACAGGCUUCGGUAAACAAACCUCACAAUUCAUUUUCUUUUUAAGUUCAUUUAGAAGGAGGAGAAGUGAUCUUCUUCAGAGGAUGAGCUUCUUAAAAGAAGAAAACAUUGAAUGGUAUGGAAGUGAUGGGGCCCCACCAAGAUGGGAAGACCUAUCCUGCAAGUUCCUAGCCAUGGCUUUGAAGGCCGAAGAAAAGGAGUUUCUAGAGAGCUCUGUAUCUUCUGAUAUAUCCGGCGAUCUAUUUAUUGCUUUCAAUGCAGCUGGUCAUCCAGAAACUGCAGUUUUACCCUUGCCUCCAGAAGGAAUGUUAUGGUACCGUUUAGUUGACACGGCUCUUCCAUUUCCUGGCUUUUUCUCGGCCAGUGGUGAAGUUGUUCCUGAGCAGACAGCAGGUUUAUUUACUUAUCGAAUGAAGUCUUACAGCUGCACUUUGUUUGAGGCAAAUAAUAGUACCAUUUAAAAGAAAUACUUUCCCCAAUCCAUGACUUCCCUCGACCUCUAUAAAUUUUUUGUCAUUGCAAGUAAUUGUUGGCCUGUUAUAGGUUUUGUUGAUUAAUUAAUAAUUACAAUGAUAUAAUAAUAAAUUGGUGAGAAUGCAUACCAGGCAGUGUCUGCUGGAAUCCUGUAUAUAUACACAGUUUCAUUGUAGUGAUUUCUUAUGUUCAGUGAUGGAUUGUCUUUAUUUUUGAAAUUGAAUUAUUUGUGUUAAUA